Messenger RNA from Phyllotreta striolata, 723 nucleotides. NCBI's taxonomy places the organism in Eukaryota, Metazoa, Arthropoda, Insecta, Coleoptera, Chrysomelidae. The record is from the annotation of a GenBank genome assembly.
AAAGUAUAUUCAAAGCUUAACUAUUACAACUGUCAAUAUUACUAUUCUAUUUAUCAUGAAGACUUUAGUUCUUUUAACUGCAUUAUUUGCAUGUGCAAGCGCAGGAAUAAUAAAAACUGUUUUGGAUUUGGAUGAAGUAAAUGCAGUAUCGAACCAACGUUUGUUAGCUCCUGUAGAAAAAUGUGAACAAGAUUGUUUAACACCGGCGGAGGUUCAAUUUUAUUCCGGCAAUAGACCAUGCAGGGAAUCACCUUGCGAGAUAUACACCGGCGAAAAAAUUAAUAUGAUUGUCAAUUUUACAGCUCCUAAUUAUUUGGAAAACUUGGAACCCAAACUGGAUAUGCAUAUUAGUAUAUUAUCUUUUCCUGUUGAUAUCGGGGAACCCAAUGCUUGCCAUCAAAUUACAAACACCAUGUGCCCCUUGGUCAAAGACGAGCCCGUCAGUUACAAACCAGAAUUUUAUUUACCGAGCCUGAUACCAGAUAAGACAGUAGCAAGCUUGCAAUUAUCUUUGUUGGAUAAGGAUACCAAUAAGAGCGUGUUCUGCUUUUCAAUAGACGUCCAAUUACUCAGUAAUUGAGAGAUCCUGAGGGUUAAUGCGGAAUUUCAAAGUUACAUUGGAUUAAUCUGCGUUCGUUAAACAAACAUUGAAUCUGUUUCUGUUAUGAAUAAUUGCACUGUUUAUUUAUUUGUGAUAUUUUUAUAUUAUUUUUUUAAUAAAUU